Molecule: messenger RNA, 4038 nt
Organism: Auanema sp. JU1783
Lineage: Eukaryota; Metazoa; Nematoda; Chromadorea; Rhabditida; Rhabditidae
Source: the annotation of a GenBank genome assembly
AUGCCAGAAGUGGAGGAAGUUUUAGAAAAACCUGCUCUUCCGGUUGUACCUCCUAAUUGUGGGCCUCCGACAAUCGCUUUAAGUCACUUAAUAGACUUUGCUGUUCAACAAAUCUAUCAUGAGCUCACUGUGUUGUCGGAGUUGUUACCAAAAAAGUUGGAUUCUGAUAGGAAGAUCAGUCUUGUCCAAUUUGCUCAUUCAACUCGCAUGCUAUUUGUGAAACUCUUAGCUUUGGUUAAAUGGGUUAAGUCAUCUAAAAAAUUUGAAGCCAGUUCGGCUAUUUGUUAUCUGCUCGAUCUCCAAAGCAACUAUUUUGUUGAAACUGCUGAUAGAUUAUGUACAUUCACACGUGAAGAGCUUGUGCUUGCCAGGUUACCUCAGUUCCAAAUCACAGCCGCUGUAGAUGUUCUCGCUCAGGGAACAUUUUCUCGCUUGCCUCUAUGCAUAAAAGACACUAUUAUCAAAGAAAGUAAGAUUUCACCUAAAGAGCAAGCUCAAGUUCUUAUGAGAUUGAACCAAAUUUUGCAAUAUCGCGUGUCCCGAUUAGCAGCUAAGCUCUCUCCAAGAAUCAAAGAAAUCAAAAUUCGGAAUGGAAUGGUCACCUUAGUUGUUCCUGGAGAGUUCGAGGCAGCUCUUACUGUGUUAGGAGAAACUGACAACACUAAGUGGACAUUACUGAAUAUAAAGAUGUUAGUUGAAGAUCACGAAAUUGGCUAUGGAACUCAGCUGGCUCAUCCAUUACAAUUGAAUCUAAUUCACAAUGUCAUUCAGUCGAGGAUGAAUGUCGCAAACAAUCCGUUAAACGAAGUCUAUUCUGUAUUACAUUCUUUUGCCCAAACCCUUCAGCUUGAUGUACUUUUUUGUCAGUGUUCCCAAUUAUCGGCGGGCCGUUUAAGGGGAAAAAUUCUGAUAGAAAAGUAUGAUGUUAAAGAGCGUUCACUUACAGUUGGUUAUUGGGUUCAGCGUGUGUCUCAUAGAAAAGGAAGUGUUCAUGUUAGAUUGGUCCCACAAUAUCGUGUAACUAUUUAUGGUAGUAGCGAAGAAGAUACUCCUCUAAGAGUUAAACAUUCUCCAAAUUUCCCAAAUCUCGGACAACUUGACGAUCGUACAGGUCGAUUAUCAAUUGAUCGCUUAUUGUCGGAAACAUUUGCUGUUCGUUGUCGUGAAAGGCUGUUGCGUAUAAGAAAACGACUUGAAGCCGCUGAGCCUAAAGCUCUGAUUGCGUUAACUGGGCAAGCUGCUCCUUGUUUGUAUUUCCCUUUGCUGAGGGACAGUGUUGACAACGUUGAAGAAUGUCUAUAUGUAUCCGUGAGCAUGUCCACAGGGAAAGUCUUAUGUACGAUCUCUGCGAUAGAAACUUCUGGAGCCAAGAAAAUCAAAGAAUUGGAGAAGGUUUUAUACGAUUGUCAUUCGGUGGAACUUCUGAGGAAGUUGUUAGACUCAUUAAAAGUGCUCAUUAUGAUAAGCAGAUACAGGAAAUCUGUAGCAGCACUCCAAGUCCGCAUAAUAAAUGAAGCACAGAUGGCGCCCUUCUUCUCUAAGGUCCGAAGUUUGCCACCCGACCGUAUUUGUUUACAAUUCAUUAAAGAGGAGCAAUAUUAUUUAGUUGUUACGUUCAAACCCGACAACAACUUGUCGAUCGAAGUUGGACUAUUCUUAAUUAGCGUAGCGGAAGAAAAUGUCCAAUUACUAGAACUUGUUAAAGAUUUACCUCAUGUUGCUGCUCCGCUUGAUCGUAUCGUUACUCUCGAAGCUAAUACAUAUGGAGCUACCAAUGAAGAAGAUGAUUGGAAACCUCAACCGAAGAGACAAAAAAUAGAACGUUCAAUGGAAAGACAAUUGCCGCAAGCAGUUUCAUCUGUGGAUGAUCGUUUAUCUUUCAUGAAAGUAUGCUUAGAGUUAGACAAAAAGGUCAUAAGAUAUAUGAGUGUGGACAACGAGCCUCAUGUUGGUGGUCUCGUGCUGCACAUAACUGAACUCUCUCAAGUUUUGGAGAAGAAAUGUCCGGACUUUUUGAAAAAACUUGUUCGAUGCUGCAUUCGUCUGGAUAACAAAAUGAGAAUACAAUGGCCGUUUGAAUGUUGUAUGAUAAACGCUCCCCUCACUAGAGACUGCCGGAAAGAUGCUUAUCGCAAUCAGGUUUGUACUUGGGUUCAAGACAUGACAUCAAAUGGCACUAAUGGUAACGAGGGUAUAGCACAAUGCAUAGUAGAGAGACUCACUCGAUACUUGCACAUUUAUGAGAUAGUUAACAAGUUUGCUAUAGCUUAUAAAGCUCAUUAUCACAAAUAUUGUAACGUUGUUUGUUACACGUAUCAUAAGCUCAUUCUGGCUUAUGGAGAAAAGCGUGAUCAACUACUCAUAAUAUCAUUCAAACCGACACCACCAUUGGAAGGGUACAAGCUUACAUUUGGCCAGGCUCUUUCUCGGGAGCAGCCCGACUAUAUUGAUGUAUGCUGGGAGAAGGAAAUCAAUUGGAAUCCACAUUCUCUUAUGUCAGGGAUCCUCAAUACGAAGUUUAACAAGGAUAGAGAUUUGACGGAUUUGGUUCAUUAUUUGAUUUCUACAGCGAUACCUCUACAGGCUUUGUCUACUUUCAGUAGAGUGAGAUACCAGUCCUGUAAAGUCAUUGCCCAAGUCUUCAAUGUAGAUUUGCCUUUCCCAGUGCGCUUAAAGUGUCAUUUGUCGUACAUAAAUGAACAAACUGUUCGUUUAACAUAUGGAUCUGUUCACCUUGAGUUCGCAUUCCUCCAAGAAAAUCAAGUAGCUGUUAGAGAUAGCUCUCGUGUAUUACCACGUGCUGCCGGACUUCUACAGUUUUUCACUUUGAUAGCGGAACAAAUUGGUUCAACGGUUAGUAAUGAAGAUCAAGAUAAAGUCAAACAUACAGAAUCACCAACUCCACGACCUGAAUCUCUUCCACAACAUUUUGAGACUUCUCCUGCGGGAUAUAAUAGUAGUUUGUUAUCUGUCCCUGCACAAAUGGAAGGUGGAUCACCAUCCGGAACAGCUUCUCCUAAUCGCGGGGUUAUGAGUGUAUCGUCAACUCCUUUCAUUAUCGGUCAUUCAACGUUAGUGAGAGCUUGCGAAUUCACCGAAGUGGAAGGUGGACGUAUGUAUUCUCCGUUGGAUGAUUAUCUAUCUCAGCUCAAUUAUCUGGAGCGGAUGGCUGCUGUUUUCGAAGCAUGCAAAAACGGCACGACUCAAUGUAUUCCAUCUGGAACUAUCAAAGACGUUACACACGAGCUCGAUUUUGUACGGGUCUCCGUUUAUGGAGUUCAACAUCAACAGGGUUUCAAUGGAAACGUAGCAAACAUCAUAACUUUCCACUUUUACAUUGAUCCUUCUACAAUGACUCUUAAGCUUCAAUUACAUUACUCGGACUUCGGACCUGGGCCAAAUGAGCAAGCUAUGAUCGAACGUUAUUUCACGAAAGUUGUUAUGGGCUUAAAUAAUGAAUUAGCAACUCUAUCUUUCAUUCAAUUAUGCCGGAUGACCAAUCACAACGCUGUGACAUGUAUUGCCCGAGUGAUGGACUUACAAAUGGAAAAUAAUACUUUCAACAUUCAACUUGUAUAUUUGGCUCGUGAGCCUAAUGUUACUGCUCGAAAGUUCUGCUGUGGAGUCAUAAUCGAUUCAACAACCUCUUAUAUUUUGAUUUUGGUCAGUUUCCGCUAUAAACAACACCGUAUGCCCGAUAGACAUAUUUUGAAGCUAUUAUAUUGUUCCAAAUCUAACACGGUGAAACAACAGGGAACAGAAGAUGACUUCAUUGGCUCUAUUCUAGCCGCUGCGAAUAACGAAUCUCUUAGAACAGGCGAUUGCCCAGUAUACACUGCAAUUCAUCAACUACAUGAAAGAGUGGUUGCUGGACUUCCUAUCGGAAGUAAUCAACUUGCCCGCCCACCUUCUGUUGGUGGAUACAUGCCUGGAUCUGUUGGAUCGGGAACUGUGAACAUAGGCUCAACUGGCGGUCCAGUAUCGGUUGGUAACAAUCCUGGUUCUAUAAUGAAUCCUGGCUCUAAUUCGGGUAUGUAA